AUGAACGAAGAUGCUCUCGAAGCUGUACGAUCUCGCACAUUCUUCGCGAUUCUGACUGUGUUUUAUUCUAUAUUUCGUUGUUGUCUUGCUUAUUGCAACAAAGGUGACGAUGAUCAUCUGAUUCAUCCUAGUCAUAGUUUACAUGUCAUAAAAGCCACUGGGAUCAACCCUUCCGUUCUUUUAUCAAUUCCUGUCGUAUCUUUCAACGCUAAUGCCUUCAAAGACAAUAUCGAAUGCGUCGUUUGUCUAUCAAAGUUCAUCGACGAAGACAAAGCCAGGGUUUUACCUAGUUGUAAUCAUUGCUUUCACUUUGAUUUUACUGACACAUGGCUUCAUUCAGACUAUACUUGCCCUAACUGCAGAAAGAACGUUGAAGAAAUCCAAAAUCACGAACUUUCUCUUAGUCCAAACCCUAAUUCCGGUUAG
Arabidopsis thaliana (thale cress) is the source of this 426-nucleotide messenger RNA. RefSeq names its product RING/U-box superfamily protein (gene DNF). NCBI's taxonomy places the organism in Eukaryota, Viridiplantae, Streptophyta, Magnoliopsida, Brassicales, Brassicaceae. Gene Ontology annotation, molecular function: ubiquitin protein ligase activity; transferase activity. Gene Ontology annotation, cellular component: membrane. The transcript has a single exon. Gene Ontology annotation, biological process: protein ubiquitination. The record is from RefSeq and is marked reviewed. Bases 1 to 426 code for a protein of 141 amino acids.